AAUUAUUCAUGAUCAUUCUCUACUUGUUUACGAAAUUUCUACUGCUCUCUUCUGAACAAUGUUUUAGUAUUGAUUUCCCACUGUUUACUAUUUUAUAUUUACACUAAAUUUCACUUUUUCCCCUAAAAAGUCCCAACUUUUUAAAAGUAAAAACUUUACAAAGUGUUUAAGAAUCACCAUUGUGCUUCUCAAAAGAAACGUUUUUUAAAUAAAAAAAAAAAGUGAUGCUCUAGACUAAUUAAAUAGCUUUAGUGUUUUCUCUAUAAAAGUAAGUGAUAAUUUUUUUUUCUAAAGAAAAUGUCAACGCCAGAAGCAAUUCAGGUAAGUUCUUUGCCAAUGCCACCGAGUCAGUAUGUUAGUUUAUAUACUGACGAGAAUGUUCGACGAGGAAGAACACCUCGUCCUCCGCCACCAAUUCACGACACUUACAUGAUGUUUGGAAAUAACUUUAAUAUGGAUGAUACCAUAAUCAGACCACUUGAGACUCAGGGAAUUAAAAGGCUCUACCCUCAACAUUUCGACAGGCGACGGGAAUUGAGGAAACUCAAUCAUUCUCUGCUUGUCAACUUUUUGGAUUUAAUUGAUCUUUUAGUGCAAUGUCCGGAUAGUCCUCGAAGAGCAGAAAAGGUUGAAGACUUAAGUUUACUAUUUAUACACAUUCAUCACUUAUUAAAUGAAUUUCGACCACAUCAGGCGCGUGAAACCUUAAGAGUUAUGAUGGAAGUACAAAAAAGACAGAGAAUCGAAACAAAAGAGCGCUUCGAGAAACAUCUUGAUAAAGUUCAGGAAAUAUUGAGCCACGCUUUACAAAUAUUGCCCGAUAUGUCUGAGUUAGAUUCGAAACUCGGAAUAAAUACCGACAUUAUGGAAUCUAUGGAUACAACAGGAUCCGAUCAGAAUGGAUUUGACGCAUGCAAUGUUAAAGAUCGCAUUAUGUGUAACGUAAUUGAUGAACUGCUUCUAUCUAAUAAUUUAUAUUAAGUUUUGUAAUCGUUAAAAAAUUAUUAAUUAUAUACAAUAUAUUAUAUACAUA
Messenger RNA from Leptopilina heterotoma, 1033 nucleotides. It is a transcript of the gene MED7, whose product is annotated as mediator of RNA polymerase II transcription subunit 7. Gene Ontology annotation, biological process: regulation of transcription by RNA polymerase II. The transcript has 3 exons. Gene Ontology annotation, cellular component: mediator complex; core mediator complex. The record is from RefSeq and is a predicted model, not a curated record. NCBI's taxonomy places the organism in Eukaryota, Metazoa, Arthropoda, Insecta, Hymenoptera, Figitidae. Gene Ontology annotation, molecular function: transcription coregulator activity. Bases 298 to 981 code for a protein of 227 amino acids.